Sphaerodactylus townsendi is the source of this 1201-nucleotide messenger RNA. RefSeq names its product E3 ubiquitin-protein ligase TRIM39-like. The transcript has 5 exons. The record is from RefSeq and is a predicted model, not a curated record. Lineage: Eukaryota; Metazoa; Chordata; Lepidosauria; Squamata; Sphaerodactylidae. The coding region runs from base 284 to 1153 and encodes 289 amino acids. Gene Ontology annotation, molecular function: zinc ion binding.
GCGCGGCAAUUUGAUUGUGUGUAUGUAAACUCCUGCUUGAGUAGAUUUCCUUGGGGAGUGGUCUUUUUGGUGGGCGCUUGUGCUCGGGAAGCCCAUUUUCAAGUCAAUUUAGACUGCUCAGAGUAACUGCAAGGUGCAGCUUGGGCAGGACUUGCAGAUUAGAAAUGCGUUUCCUCUGAGUUUCUGGGAAGAAGACAGCGUGAUCUUGUUUCAGGCAGGGCAGGUUCUGAGCACCGACUAAAGAACACUUGGCCCUUAUUGUUGCUCUGCAGGGGGUGAAGCAAUGGCUGCUCAUAGUCCCAAGAAGAGGCUGCGGUACGAGGCGACUUGCCCCGUCUGCCUUGGCUAUUUUACAGAUCCGGUGACUCUGGACUGUGGGCAUAAUUUCUGCCAAUCCUGCAUCACCAGAAGCUGGGAGGAACCUGGCAAGGAGGCCAUUUGCCCUCAGUGCCGAAUUGAUGUAGGGAAGGACUUCAAGCCAAACAGGUCUCUAGUGAGUGUGGUGGAAAUAUCCAAACAGCUGGGCUUGCCAGCAGCGAGGGGGGCAGGACUGAGCAAACUGGAGUGCCCGAAACACCAGGAGCCCCUAAAACUCUUCUGCAAAGAAGAUGAAAUCUCCAUCUGUGUGGUAUGUGGACUCUCCAAGGAGCACAGAAACCAUGGUGUGGUCCCUAUAGAGGAGGCUGCCCAAGAAUACAAGGAGGAGCUGCAGUCCUCUUUGGAUGACCUGAAAAAGAAGAGGGAGAAUAUUCUGGAGUGUAAAAAGGACACAGAAAAAGAAGGGGAAGAUAUGCUUAAACACAUAGAAGCAGAGAAGAAGAAAGUGGUGGUAGAAUUCCGAGAUUUGUGCCAAUUCCUGGAGCAACAAAAGAAAUUUCUCCUGGACCAGAUGAAAAUGCUGCAGGAGGAGGUCCAAAGAGAAAGGGACGAGCACGUGGCCGACCUCCUCGUGGAACUGUCUUCUCUUGACAGCCUCAUCCGGGAGACGGAGGAGAAGAUUCAGCAGUCAGCCAGUGAACUCCUGCAGACACUUUAUCUGACUACGAACUACAAGAUGUUGAUGGAAAGCCAAGUUCAUAGGAGGGGGGCUGGAGGACUCAUCAAAAUUGUCUCCCUGGGUUUCAUGGAAGUUUUAAAAGUUUCUGUCCUGUAGGAUAGAACUGUAUAUGUGUUGACUGAAUAAAGGCAAACAAGCAAACAA